This is a messenger RNA of Chara braunii, 919 nucleotides long. The record is from the annotation of a GenBank genome assembly. Lineage: Eukaryota; Viridiplantae; Streptophyta; Charophyceae; Charales; Characeae.
GGAAGAAGCAACAAGGUGACGAGCUUGGAAAAAAGGAUGAGGAAAUUGUGAGACUUGAACAAGCUAUGGCCGAGAUGCAGAGACACUCAAGUAGGCCUAACCCGCCUGACCAGGAGCUGACGACAUUAAAGAUGGACAAUCAACAUCUCAUCCAGGACGUUAUCAGUCUUAAGCAGCAGGUGAGCGAGUUAGUAAAAGUGGUCAAGGCACCUAUUCAGGCGGCAACUGCAUGUCAGACGAAGGCUAAGGAGAAGGUGGGGAGUGAACCCACCCCAGGGGACUACGUUAAGCUGGCGGAGGCUUAUAGAAGGAUGCGCGACAAGGAUAUGGUGGACCGCGAAGUCCAAGCGCUGAAGGAAAGGGUUAGCAGAAUCGGGUCAGCGAUGGCUACCCCGAUUUCUGCAAAGAGAAAACGAAUUAUGCGGAAGAGUGUCUCGCCACCCUCCACCUUACGUAUCCGACUAAGUACUGCUGGUAGUCCGAUGAAGAGUGGUGAGCUGCAUGGGAGGGGACAGGCGAAGGUGAAGUUCGUCAAGUUGAAGGAUGAGAAACGAGAAGAUUUCAGGGGACGAGUGAGUACUGAACUCUCCAAGUUAAGAAAGAGGGAUAUUGAGAGGCUGUGCUGUGACGAAGGGCUUGAGUAUGUGACUAUUAGAGCCUCGGCUGCUGAAAUUGCCGACAUCUACGCCGACCGGGCAUUCAGAAAGAAGAACGUUCUACCCGCUGUCGAGAAUGCCGAUGUACCAGAAUCCUCCGAAGAUCGGGUUGCACCAGAAGAUCAGGAUGACCACAACAAGGCCGAAGAGAAUGACGAAGAUGAUGCUGUUAUCGACUGUUAGGACUGGCCAUCGAGCGUGGGAGAACUUCGCGAACUCGCUCUGGCUUGUAGAGAUGCACGCGAUUGUCGAAGCUUCCAACG